CCAUCAUUUGUAGGAAAUAUAAUUAAUUCUUUCAUUUUUUUCUAUUAUUUAGCAAGAAAUAUGAAGUAAUUUUGAUUCACCAAACAUAACAAUAUUCAAAGUUCAAAUUGUGGAUGUAAUUUUAUUUCUACUUUUUUGCAACAUAGAAAUUCGCGUAGUUUUUUCGCAACUAUCGUUUUCCUGGGAAAAUGCUAGGUUAUAAAUGGAUCCGUCAAAAAAAAUUACAAACUUCCCCUUCACAAAGGUUGUAAUGCUAUCAAAAUGUCAAGUUUCGCCUUAAGGGUAAAAUCCAAAAGUGGUCAUCAUAUCAUUAACAAUUUACUGCCUGGUAGCACAAUUAAAGAACUGAAGAGUGAAUUGGCUUCACUGACAAAUAUUACUGCACACUCAUUACAAGUUCUUAGUGGUUUCCCUCCCAAGUUAUUCGAUAUUACCAAUGAAAACCAAACAUUAACUGCCAGUGGCCUUACCUCUGGCGAGACUCUCAUAAUUGAAGAGAAAUCUCAGAGUAAACAAGAAGAGGAAUUUAAGAUGAGAGCGUCAUCGUCCGAAUUGUUGCAGGCAAUAAAUGAACAAGAAAACUGCCAGGGAAUACUUAUAAAGCAUGUAGUGCCUGCCGACAAUUCUUGCCUUUUUAGUAGCUUAUUUUUUGUACUCAAUAGAAAAAUUGACGAUUCGGGUGAAGCAGUCAAAUGGUUCAGAGAACUAGUGGCUGAAACAAUAUCAAAAGAUACCGAAAAUUUCUCGGAGGCUAUUUUGGGCAAGCCUGUCCCCGAAUAUUGUUCAUGGAUUAAAGAACCUACAUCAUGGGGAGGAGCUAUAGAACUUUCAGUCUUGGCCAAUCAUUAUGGUAUUGAAAUUGCUGUUGUAGAUACAAUGAAUGGCAUCAUUAAUAGAUUUGGAGAAGAUCAAAAAUACCCUGUCAGGGUCUAUUUGAUGUUUGAUGGUAUACAUUAUGAUCCACUCUAUAUGGAGAAUUUUAAGGAUGGUGACAUCAAAACUAUGUUCCAAAGUGAAGAUGAAACAACUUUGAAACAUGCUGAACAAUUGGCUAAAGAUGCUAAAUCAAGUAGACAAUUCACAGAUGUUGAUAAUUUUACAUUGAAAUGCAUGGUUUGUGGAAUAUUAUUAAGGGGACAAGUGGAAGCGCAACAACAUGCCAAAGGUACGGGUCAUGCCAAUUUUGGGGAGGUUUAAUUUAUUUUUCUUGAAAUUUGUAAACUGAGUCUUUUAAUCAAAUUUUUUACAUACUGUUAUUUGGCUUGAUAUUAAACUACCAUCAAAAUAUUA
This is a messenger RNA of Harmonia axyridis, 1290 nucleotides long. Its product is annotated as ubiquitin thioesterase OTU1. Gene Ontology annotation, molecular function: cysteine-type deubiquitinase activity. The coding region runs from base 262 to 1197 and encodes 311 amino acids. Gene Ontology annotation, biological process: endoplasmic reticulum unfolded protein response; protein deubiquitination. The record is from RefSeq and is a predicted model, not a curated record. Lineage: Eukaryota; Metazoa; Arthropoda; Insecta; Coleoptera; Coccinellidae. The transcript is spliced from 2 exons. Gene Ontology annotation, cellular component: nucleus; cytosol.